AUGGAGGAACCGCUGGCAGGGAGCGAGAAAUUGGAUGAUGAAAACGAGAAAGUGAUGUCUGCUGGUGAUUCGAAGAUAAUGCAACAUAAUGGUGAGGAGAAUGGUGAUACUAGUGCUCAAAAUAUAGCAGGCCAAAAUAGUCCGACAGCUGUGAUCGAUCUCAAAGAACUCACUGAAUCCGCUCUGAUGAAGAAAUUUGAGAUGUUAACGGUUGGUGGAACAUCGGCUGCUAAGCACAUUACCGAAGCACAGCGACACAAAUAUCUUUUUUGGGAUACACAACCGGUUCCAAAAAUCAAUGAAAUGGUAACGGAAAAUAGAGCCAUCGAACCUCCAUUAGAUAUCUCAGAAGUACGUGAAGAGCCGUUUUCAUUACCCGAUCCUUUUUGUUGGUGCGAUGUUGAAAUCAAUAGUGUCAAGGAGCUUACUGAACUGUACACAUUACUGACAGAAAAUUACGUGGAAGAUGAUGAUAACAUGUUUCGAUUUGAUUACAGUCCACAAUUUUUGCUUUGGGCUUUGAAAGCUCCGGGGUGGAUGAAGAAAUGGCAUUGCGGUGUUCGGGCGAAAGCAAGUGGAAAAUUAAUUGCUUUUAUUUCUGCUAUUCCUUCAGUUAUACGGGUUUAUAAUAAAAAAAUUAAAAUGGUAGAAAUUAAUUUUCUUUGUGUGCAUAAAAAACUUCGCUCGAAAAGGGUAGCACCAGUUUUGAUUCGUGAGAUCACCCGUCGUGUGAACCGAGAAGGCAUUUUUCAAGCGGCAUUUACAGCUGGUGUCGUCUUACCCAAGCCUAUUGCGACGUGCAGAUACUGGCAUCGAUCGCUGAAUCCAAAGAAGCUUAUUGAAGUAAAAUUUUCUCAUCUCUCACGAAAAAUGACGAUGCAGAGAACGCUGAAGUUAUAUAAACUUCCGGAGCAGCCCAAAACAGCAAAUCUGACGCCAAUGAAGAAAUGUCAUGUUGGUAGUGCGUAUAGUUUACUACAAUGUUAUCUAAAGAAAUUUGAUUUAUCUCCUGAAUUUACUCUAGCUGAUUUCGAGCAUUUCUUUAUGCCACGUGAGGAUGUCAUCUACAGUUACGUUGCUUUGAAUGAAGACGAUAAGAAAGUAACCGACUUAAUCAGCUUUUAUUCACUGCCUUCAUCAGUCAUGCAUCAUCCACAGUAUAAAUCAAUUCGUGCAGCAUAUUCGUUCUAUAAUGUUGCCACAUCAGUAACUCUUAAACAACUCAUCAACGAUGCUCUUAUUCUUGCACGAAACUGUGGAUUUGAUGUAUUCAACGCACUUGAUCUCAUGGACAACAAAGAAAUAUUGGAAGAUCUCAAGUUUGGUAUUGGUGAUGGAAAUUUGCAGUAUUAUCUGUACAAUUGGAAAUGUCCCGAUAUUGCACCGGAAAAGAUCGGUCUUGUGCUGCAAUAA
Messenger RNA from Acanthocheilonema viteae, 1413 nucleotides. NCBI's taxonomy places the organism in Eukaryota, Metazoa, Nematoda, Chromadorea, Rhabditida, Onchocercidae. The record is from the annotation of a GenBank genome assembly.